AUGUGUAAUACUGAACCGCCCAAAAAAAAGGCUCGAUCUACAACUUUUUCUUCGUCUGAAGAGAUGGAACUGAUAAACAUUAUAGGUAAAUAUGCCUACGUUAUCGAAUGCAAGCAAAGUGGGAAAAUUAAAUGGACUGACAAAAAAUCUGUAUGGGAAAAAAUUGGAAAGGAAUUUAAUUGCACAAGCGGGGAAACGUUUAGGUCGGUGGAGACCUUGAAAGCCAAGUACAAAAAUUUAAAGAAAGACACCAAAAAGAAGUGUGCUGACAAUAAAAUGGAGAUAACAAAAACGGGCGGAGGAUUCGCAGAUAUAAAAAUACUUACCCCGGUGGAAGUUAAGGUGACGGAGCUAUUAGGAGGAGCAGCUGUUGAAGGAUUAAAUAAUAAUUUUGACAGUGACGCAGUGAUAAUCGAAGAAGUAGAACAGCGAGAAGAAGCAUAUGGAAAAGCUGACGUGGAAGAAUAUAUUUUAGCCGCAGAGGAAGUCGAAGGCUCUAUUGGUACUGAGAAGAACCAACCUUCGUCCUCUCAAAAUGUUUUACAACUAUCCCAGCCGAAUGCUGCUAUGCAGGAAACCGAGCCUAAUGACGACAACAACAUGCAGUUGAAGUGGUCAUCAUAUUCGCCAGCUAUGCUAAAAAGUAAAAUGCAUAAAAAAUUAGGAAAUAGCAAGAAAGCCAUGGGUACUACCCAGCCGUUGACGGGGCGCAAACCUGUACGGCUGAACGAACAGCUAAUUCAAGAAAAAAUUGGUUUUGUUAAACUGCAAAAAGAAAAUUGUUUGCAGGAGCAUGCAUUGAAAAUGAAAGUGUUGCGGCUUGAUUAUAAAAUUAAAAAAAAUCAAUUACAGAUGCUACAAAAGCAGACUGUACGUCUUCGACGACGACCGAAACGUGUUUAG
Messenger RNA from Brassicogethes aeneus, 903 nucleotides. The record is from the annotation of a GenBank genome assembly. NCBI's taxonomy places the organism in Eukaryota, Metazoa, Arthropoda, Insecta, Coleoptera, Nitidulidae.